This is a messenger RNA of Ruditapes philippinarum (Manila clam), 643 nucleotides long. RefSeq names its product angiopoietin-related protein 1-like. The annotation marks the transcript as partial. Lineage: Eukaryota; Metazoa; Mollusca; Bivalvia; Venerida; Veneridae. The record is from RefSeq and is a predicted model, not a curated record. The transcript is spliced from 3 exons.
AUGAGUAAUAACAGAUUGACGGUUGGAGGAUAUCACGGCUCGUGUGGUGAUUCCAUGUCGUAUCAUAAUAAUUGUCAAUUUACGUCCAAAGAUAGUGACAAUGACGACUCGGACCGGAACUGUGCACAAUACUUUAUUGGAGCUUGGUGGUACAAGUCAUGUUGUUGCGCGAAUCUGAAUGGGGUAUAUCCGAACGGGGGAUAUACCAAAUUCAGUCGUGGUUUAAUCUGGAAUAACUGCAGGAAUGAUAAGAACCAUAUACGGCUUUUCACAUACAGAUAUGAAAGAUACAGUGCGCGUGCUAUACACUGUUUGCUAGCCAACUACCACGUUUUCUUCCUAUCCCCAAUAACAGCUCCAAACGUGAAAGUUGGACAAAAUACAUUUUAUUCAGAAUUCUCCAUCUUCAGAGUUAAUGAUGAGAAUGAUAAUUACAGAUUGACAGUUGGCGGCUAUGAAGGCUCGUGCACCGAUUCCAUGUGGUUUCAUAAUGGUUGUCAAUUUACAACCAAAGAUAGUGAUAACGACGCCAGGGACGACAACUGUGUAGUAGCAUAUAAAGGAGCUUGGUGGAACAACGCACGCCACAAGGCGAAUCUAAAUGGUUUGUACUUGAACGGUGCACACAAAGAAUACGGUCACG